Messenger RNA from Eutrema salsugineum, 2019 nucleotides. RefSeq names its product cytokinin dehydrogenase 5. The transcript is spliced from 5 exons. Lineage: Eukaryota; Viridiplantae; Streptophyta; Magnoliopsida; Brassicales; Brassicaceae. Gene Ontology annotation, biological process: cytokinin metabolic process. The coding region runs from base 320 to 1927 and encodes 535 amino acids. The record is from RefSeq and is a predicted model, not a curated record. Gene Ontology annotation, molecular function: cytokinin dehydrogenase activity; FAD binding.
CUCGUUAAAUCUGUACGAUAAAAAAAAGAAGAAGAUAAAAAGCUAGUUAUAUAUAAUAUUAAUUUUUUCACCCAAACCGAAUAAAAGAGAGAGAGAAUCUGUGCAUGUUGCUCAGAAAAUCUUCAAAGCGUAAUCUGGGCUUACGUUAGCUCUCACGAACUCCCAAAGGAUCUUCUCCUAUAUAUGUUAAUUUUUUCAUUUCCCCAUAAAAUCUUUCAUCAUCGAAAACAGUAUUAUCAUAUCUUCUCUUCUGCUAUAUAUUCCCUUCCCCUUUGGCGUCCUGAGAGACACAAAUCUUGAUUCUUGUUAUUGAUUCUUGAUGAAUCGUGAAAUGACGUCAAGCUUUCUUCUCAUGACGUUCUUCGCUAUAUGUACACUGAUCAUAGCCGUUGGUCCGAGCGAACUCCUCAGAAUCGGAACCAUAAAUGUCGACGGCCACUUCACCUUCCAUCCUUCCGACUUAGCCUCCGUCUCGUCGGACUUUGGUAUGUUAAAGUCGCCGGAAGAGCCAUUAGCCGUGCUUCAUCCAUCAUCGGCCGAAGACGUGGCCCGACUCGUCAGAACAGCUUACGGCUCAGCCACGGCGUUCCCGAUCUCAGCCCGAGGCCACGGCCAUUCAAUAAACGGCCAGGCCGCGACGGGGAGGAACGGAGUGGUGGUUGAGAUGAACCACCGCAAAACCGGGACGCCGGAGCCACUCGUCCGACCGGAGGAAAUGUAUGUGGACGUUUGGGGUGGAGAGUUAUGGGUCGAUGUGUUGAAGAAAACGUUGGAGUAUGGCUUAGCACCAAAGUCAUGGACUGAUUACUUGUAUCUCUCCGUUGGUGGUACGCUCUCCAAUGCAGGAAUUAGCGGCCAAGCAUUUCACCAUGGUCCUCAGAUUAGUAACGUCCUUGAGCUCGACGUUGUAACUGGGAAAGGAGAGGUGAUGAGAUGUUCAGAGGAACAGAACACAAGGCUAUUCCAUGGAGUUCUUGGUGGGUUAGGUCAAUUUGGGAUCAUUACAAGAGCACGAAUCUCUCUCGAACCUGCUCCCCAAAGGGUGAGAUGGAUUAGAGUAUUGUAUUCGAGCUUCAAGGUGUUUACGGAGGACCAAGAGUACUUGAUAUCGAUGCACGGUCAAUUAAAGUUUGAUUACGUGGAAGGGUUUGUGAUUGUUGACGAAGGUCUCGUCAACAAUUGGAGAUCCUCUUUCUUCUCUCCUCGUAACCCCGUCAAGAUAUCUUCCGUUAGUUCUAACGGCUCCGUUUUGUAUUGCCUUGAGAUCACCAAGAACUACCACGAUUCCGACUCCGAUACCGUCGAUCAGGAAGUAGAGAUUUUGAUGAAGAAACUGAAUUUUAUACCAACAUCGGUGUUCACGACGGAUCUGCAGUAUGUGGACUUUCUUGACCGGGUUCACAAGGCCGAGUUGAAGCUCCGGUCCAAGAAUUUAUGGGAGGUUCCACACCCAUGGCUCAACCUAUUCGUACCGAAAUCAAGAAUCUCUGAUUUUGACAAAGGCGUUUUCAAGGGUAUCUUAGGAAAUAAAACAAGUGGCCCUAUCCUUAUCUACCCAAUGAACAACGACAAAUGGGACGAGAGAAGCUCAGCAGUAACGCCGGAUGAGGAAGUUUUCUACCUGGUGGCUCUACUGAGAUCAGCUUUAUCGGACGGUGAGGAGACGCAGAAGCUAGAGUAUCUGAAAAAUCAGAACCGUCGGAUCUUGGAGUUCUGUGAUAAAGCCAAGAUCAGCGUGAAGCAGUACCUUCCUCACCACGCAACACAGGAAGAGUGGGUGGCUCAUUUUGGGGACAAGUGGGAACGGUUUAGAAGCAUGAAGGCUGAGUUUGAUCCGCGACAUAUCCUCGCAACAGGUCAAAGAAUCUUUCACAACCCAUCUUUGUCUUUAAUUCCUCCACCGUCUUCUUCGUCGGCGUCGUGGUGACAAAAAAAUCAGAGGGGAAAAGUAGUUGUUGAGAAUAUAAUUCUUCCUGAUGUAUAUAUAUGACCUAAUAGAGAAGCAUCAGAGAGAUUAGG